AUGCGGGCUCCGAGAAUCGCCAUACUCGUUCUUUUUCUCGCCGCAACUCUCUUCAUCCUGUACCGUGCUUUGACGACCAGGCGAACAACGGUCGUCGCAUCGCCUCCGCCCCGCCCUCGAGCUGCAAAGUCUGUGUUGGGCUUCAUGUACUACAACACGCCCUUUUCUCUGUUUCCCCCAAACGCCGCGAUUAGCUUGACCGAUGACAACAGCACUUCGUUUGCCGCCCGCCCAGCCGCUUUCGGUCCCAAGCUGGACCCGCGGGGUCUGAGCGGGCAGCUUUGGGUCGGAAGCGGCUUCGGGGAGGACGGCAUGGAUACCGACGGAGAGCUUGGCUGCAGUGAUUUGCCUGGUUGGGGAAGCGCCAACACGAGGGCGGCCAUGAAGAAGUCGCUCAAAGCCGGCGCCGCCACGCCAUCAUCCGUCAAGUCCAAGCUGCCAAAGAAUGGAGGUGGUCCUGCCCACUCGGAUGGUCAGGGUCCCGCUUCCGAGGCCGGCAAGAUCCGGUCCAGCGACGCCAAGAAUGAUAAUACGGACGAUUACUUGACGCAGGCGCUCUCCGGAACUCUGUCCAGCCGCGGCACCUCGGGCAGUUCAUCCGCUCAUGCCGAUAUACAAUCCAUGCAAGAAGCCGCAGAGAUUCGAGGCAAGGUGGUCCUGCUCAAGCGCGGGGGAUGUGGAUUUCUGGAGAAAGUCAUGUGGGCGCAGCGCAGGGGAGCCAUCGCCGUCAUCGUCGGCGAUAAUCAAAAGGGCGGCCCGCUGAUUCAAAUGUUUGCGCACGGCGACCGGGUGGAAAACGUCACCAUCCCCUCCGUCUUCACGGCUCGGACCACCGCGCAGCUGCUCUCGUCGCUGACGCAUCCAGGGAGCUUCAUUGAGGAUACCAUUGAUGACAAUGGUAAGCCGGUUCUCAAGGUUCAGCAGACCGCUGCUGCGAUACACAAGACGCGCUCUCCCGACAAGCCCAUGAUGGCUGUUGCGCAGACUCCUUCUGCGUCGGAACCCAAGCGGGCCGUGGUUAAAGGGAAACGAACGACGAGCCAAGCCUCCAAGCUGGUUAACCGUUGGAGGCUAUUGACAUUUGUCUCCAAAGACACGUCUUCACGUCCCACCGAUUCGGAUAGCCGGCGGCAUCCGAGCAGCGGCCGUCUGGAUUGGGUGCUGGUUGAGGAUUGGAAUGAUGAAAAGGACAAGAUUCUCAGCGGCAGCAUCGGGGGAAACAUCAAGAAGCCAAAAUCUGACGUGGACGGCUUUGUCAUUGGCGUCCACGACUGGCGGGACCCCGACCUCGUGGGUAAAGCAGGACUAAGAAGCACAAGCAAUCUCAUGGCCGGCAACAAGGCUGGGUCAAAGAAGGGCGGGGCAGAGACGGACAAGUCGGAUGCGAAUUCCCAGGGCGAUGAGCCAGGCUCCAAGCAUCACGGCCUCCUCUCCACGCUGUUCGGCGGCGGAAGCUCGAGACCUGCGCCGGGGUCCACGGCAGCAUUGGUGGACGACGUUGAGUUUAUUACAGCGCCACCACCCCCGGCGGGGCCGCAGCCGCCUCAUGAAGGACUUUGGGUCACCAUCACACCGACCAGCAGCGCCAGCCCCUUCUUCGACACGCUGCUUGUGCUGGUCAUCAGCCCUUUGGUCACGCUGACGGUGGUCUACGCUCUGUUGAUUCUGCGAGCUAGAAUUCGCCGGCGGCGGUGGAGAGCGCCAAAAUCGGUCGUUGAUCAGCUGCCCGUCAGGACCUACCACACCGUCGCCACGUCGAGUUCCAAUUUGUCGUCGCGGUUGCCUUCGCCAUCAGCAGCAACACCUACCACGCCCUUGCUGCAGCACAGCGCCUCCCGAUCCCGCCCCCGCUCCAGGACGACGACUGGUGUGAUGGAGAACCCAAACCUCUUCACCCCAAGCAGCGCCUUGCCCACAUCCGUGGAGCCUUCUCGCACUAGCCGCCGGCCCGAGGCGGAAAAGGGAGCUGGCGGCUUCUCUGCUGAGUGGAGGAAGUAUAUGGGUCGACAAGUUGAGUGUGUUGUAUGCCUGGAGGAAUACGUCGAUGGAGUCAGCAGGGUAAUGAGCCUACCAUGUGGCCACGAAUUCCAUGCAGAUUGCAUCACACCUUGGCUUACAACUCGCCGCCGCACGUGCCCAAUCUGUAAAGGAGACGUGGUUCGAUCGUUGCAGCGUGGUGGAGGAAACUUGCCUCGGUAUGAGCCAUAUCGAGAGGAAAGUGACGACAACGAGGACGACGACGACGACGAAGACGACGACAAUGCGGUACAGGGGUCUGGUUCUGGUUCUGGUUCUAACCCUGCCGUUGGCUUUGGCUCGGCGGACAGAAAUUCAGACUUGGAGCGGGGCAUUAUGGCGUCAGCAGCAAGGGAUGCACCACACUCUUCUUCGAGGAGAGAGGCCAACUGGUUCGGGGUUUUAUCGAGCAGCUUCAAUGGCAGAGCUCUGCCGGAACGACGGUCGCCCCCGCCAGAGCACCGAAGCCGCUGA
Molecule: messenger RNA, 2490 nt
Organism: Ustilaginoidea virens
Lineage: Eukaryota; Fungi; Ascomycota; Sordariomycetes; Hypocreales; Clavicipitaceae
Exons: 2
Coding region: 1-2490 (829 amino acids)
Source: RefSeq, a predicted model, not a curated record